UGGAGAAGGAGGAGCGCGGCCAUUGACUCACACAGGGACUCCGCGUCGGCCGUCUCUCGCACACUCACACACACAGAGAGAGAGAGAGAGAGAGAGAGGCGUGCGCGCACACACCCUGUGUGCGAUCUCCUCGGGCUGCGAUCACACUGUAUGUACAGUAAAGAAAGGAGGAGGGAAGUGCUGUGAGAAUGAGCAGGACACCCGGACACCUUUGUUAGAGCCCGUGUCCAGCGGGAGGACAGGAGACUGAGGAGAGCGGAACCCGUGGGACACACCGAGGGCAUUUCCUGGAGAGGGUCAACGCGGUGCAGGAGCUGUCCCGGGUGCGAGGCGUCAUGGCGGAGCCCGACUACUUGGACGGGGACUGCGGGGAGCUCAUUAAGCCCAAGAAGCUCGUGAACCCGGUGAAAUCAUCACGGAACCACCAGGACCUUCAUCGCGAGCUGCUGAUGAACCACAAAAGGGGCCUGUCUCCGCAGAACAAGCCGGAGCUGCAGAAGGUGAUGGAGAAGAGGAAGCGGGACCAGGUGAUCAAGCAGCACAUGGAGGAGCAGGAGAAGAAGCGCUCGGACCUAGAGAUCGAGCUCAUGAAGAGGCAGCAGAAACUGGAGCAGCUGGAACUGGAGCAGCAGAAGAAUGAGGAGGAGCAGGAGAACACACCCGAGUUUGUGAAGAUGAAGGGGAACUUGAGGAGAACCAGGCAGGAGGCCGAUCAGCAGGAGCAGCACCCGUAGAUCUGGGGGGGUGGGGAAGGAGGGAGGGGUCUGGGGGCACCCGUUGCCAUGGCAUCCCCGGUGCCCCCAAAUUCAACAGACUUCGCAAAUGACAAGUGACCCCAGGUAGUUUGGAGAUGUCCCUUCCGACCCCAAAAAAUGGGCAAGUGGCUGUGGGGGCAAAAUUUGCCAUCAGUCGGGGGAAGGUGGACUCUGUGUUCCCCCGGCAAAAUGAAAAGCGUUUUAUUACGAUUAUUUUUUUUAUUUUUAUUUUUUUUUUUGAAAAAAAGCAGAAAGCCACUUUUAUUUUCCAAAUUGUGAAUGGAAACUCGGUCACUGGAUGGACUCGCAAAGCCGCUUUGACAUCAUCUGCGAGGCAGGACUCAUACUGUUAUUUAUGUCUUUCCUUUAAUUGCAUACGCUGGUGUGGGAUUUCACAUUUUCAUCCCCUCUACUCCCAACUCUCUGCAUUCUAUCUCCCUCGGUUUCUUCAUAUAGACUGGAGCCCAUCUCCUUCUCCAGGUUUUAAACGGACGGGGAGUGUUGGGCUGUGUGAUUCACCUUGCUUGCUCUUUUUUGUAUAUGUUUCUCUACAUAUCCUUCUUUUUUAAAAUAAGUAAUAUUAGGCGCCUAGAACUAAGAGUGUACUUUAUUAUGAUUAUUUUUUGGUUGUUUUAUAAUAAAUACCUACUGGAGGACGAGUGUUCCAGUGCUCACCUGUC
Molecule: messenger RNA, 1435 nt
Organism: Scleropages formosus (Asian bonytongue)
Lineage: Eukaryota; Metazoa; Chordata; Actinopteri; Osteoglossiformes; Osteoglossidae
Product: protein FAM107B-like
Exons: 4
Coding region: 336-734 (132 amino acids)
Source: RefSeq, a predicted model, not a curated record